AGCGAGAGUUGGUGACAUCGUUCAGCGACACGUCAGCCACACGGAAGAAGGUUUCUGUCCAACCUGCCACUGCUCUGCUGAAAUAAGGAGCCUAGCUUUAUCGAAAUGGGUGGUUUCUUCUCUAGUCUCUUCUCGGGCCUUUUUGGCACCAGGGAAAUGAGGAUUUUGAUCCUUGGUUUGGACGGCGCAGGAAAAACAACCAUUCUGUACCGGCUACAGGUUGGAGAGGUGGUCACCACAAUCCCCACAAUCGGCUUCAACGUGGAGACAGUCACAUAUAAGAACCUGAAGUUCCAGGUGUGGGAUCUGGGAGGACAGACAAGCAUCAGACCCUACUGGCGGUGUUAUUACUCAAACACAGAUGCAGUCAUCUACGUGGUUGACAGCAACGACCGCGACAGGAUGGGCAUCUCCAAGUCUGAGCUGGUGGCCAUGUUGGAGGAGGAGGAGCUGAAGAAAGCCAUCCUGGUGGUAUUUGCUAACAAACAGGACAUGGAUCAGGCAAUGACACCCACUGAGGUGGCGAACGCUCUGGGCCUUCCCGCCCUCAAGGACAGAAAAUGGCAGAUCUUCAAGACCUCGGCCACAAAGGGCACAGGCCUGGACGAGGCAAUGGAAUGGUUGGUGGAUUCCCUGAAGAGUCGGCAGUAAAGACUCCCCCACCCACUCUGUAUAUACUCCUGACCUUUGACCCGUCUGUAUGAAGCCUUGUGACUGACCCCAUCCCCCACUUCCCUUUGGACCAGUGAUUGCACUCCUGCCCUCCUUUCCCCACUUCAUACCCACCUGAAGCCUUGACCAAGCCCUCCCAAUGCCUUUCAAGCCUGGAAAUAAGAAGCUGGGGCUGCAGUAACGUCAGGACUGGACACACACACAAACACACACACACACACACAAAUGCACACAAACACACUAUGCCCAAGUGAUGGUUUCAGAGAGGCCUGGGACUGCAGUGAUGGAUGGGCAACAGGUAAACCACGGCAUUUACAUUUUUAUAUAUCUCAGAAAUGCAUCCAAAUGUCUGUUGAUAGUUGAAUAACACCUGUGAAAAAACAUGUCAAACAAAACUGCUAAUUUUAAGAACCAUUUUGUAAAAGUGACAACAGGCUGGACACAGCAGCAGUAAGCUUCAGCUAAGUAAUCUGCAUGUGGAGAAACCAGAGACAGAUUAGCAUUUGACGGGCUCUAAUGUAAAAGAUGAAGAACCACCAGGAGGCAGCAUUUUCCCAUUAAAGCACAAACAUCAUCAGAGGUCCAGAUUGGGAAAGUAAAAGAAAUUUGGCUUCAGUCUGGAAAAUUUCUUCUGCAUGUCCUCUAGCCAAGUGUUACUGCAGCCUGGGUUGUUUUGUACUAUAGUCAGGCAGAUGCAAUGACAUGGAUUUCUACUUUUUCCUCCUGUUUAUUUGUGUUGUUCCUAAUUUUUAAAAAGAAAUAAUGUAGUGGUUAAAGCCUUUUUUUUCCAUUGAAACCCAUGAGCGCAGCUUUGGCAUAUUAGUCAUUUAGUUAUCGAACACUAACUGUAUGCUCAAAGUUUGAUGGUUACAUAUUUAUAUCUGCUUGUACAGUGAAAAUGAUUCUCAGUAAAGAUUACUGUCAGUGAUUGUA
This is a messenger RNA of Toxotes jaculatrix (banded archerfish), 1605 nucleotides long. RefSeq names its product ADP-ribosylation factor-like 1 (gene arl1). The record is from RefSeq and is a predicted model, not a curated record. Gene Ontology annotation, molecular function: GTPase activity; GTP binding. NCBI's taxonomy places the organism in Eukaryota, Metazoa, Chordata, Actinopteri, Toxotidae. The transcript has 6 exons. Gene Ontology annotation, cellular component: Golgi apparatus; cytoplasm. Gene Ontology annotation, biological process: vesicle-mediated transport; intracellular protein transport. The coding region runs from base 106 to 651 and encodes 181 amino acids.